This is a messenger RNA of Suillus subaureus, 1363 nucleotides long. RefSeq lists its product as uncharacterized. Bases 157 to 1248 code for a protein of 363 amino acids. The record is from RefSeq and is a predicted model, not a curated record. The transcript has 8 exons. NCBI's taxonomy places the organism in Eukaryota, Fungi, Basidiomycota, Agaricomycetes, Boletales, Suillaceae.
CAAGUCGAUCUCAACUGAUUGAUUGCACGAAAUGCUCCACCAGGGAACUCCCAUCAGUUGAUCGGCCUUUUCAUCAUGAUGAGAUAACGGGCUAUCAAGACAUACUACUUUCAGGUGGUGGAUGAUCCCGAAACACAGCAAUGUCUUGUGGUCAAAAUGAUGUGGCUCAUGCAAACAAGCUUACCGGUGGUCUAUACGUUAACAGCUUGCCAAUUAUGCGGCAUCUUCCUUGUUUUUUGGGUUAUAUAUGUCGUUCGCCCGUCUUACUUCCUCAGAAAAGAUAUCAUGUCGUCUUCAGGCCCCACUCUUGUUCAGAUUGAAAUCGCAGGCAUUGUCCUCACCAUCGUGGCUGUCAUUACCACAUCCUUCCGCUUGUGUGUUCGUGCGCGGCAGAAGCGUCUGUGGAUCGACGAUGCGUGGGCCGCCCUCGGCAUGAUAUUCAACUUCAUACUAGUAAUCGUCGAUUGCUUGUAUCUGCAAGACUACGAAAGAUACCCUCAAGGCUCAAGGGUAGCAUUAUACUAUAUGGUUGCCCAAUUCUUUUACGCAGUUGUAUGGUCAUCGAGGAUAUCCAUAUUGUUUACCAUUGUACGACUCACAGUCCCGAGAACCAUGUUUAGGAAAGUUCUCAUGUUCGCUGCCAUUAUCUUCGGCAGUAUAUGGGCUCUACUUUUUUCACAAUUGUGGUGGAUUUGUGAGACUGAGUCUGGCUGGAAAACACAACCACAUCCGCAAUGCGAUCUCGGCAGAAGUGUCGCAAUAACGCAGAUGAUCACCGACGUUCUAGGGGACUUUUUCCUUAUCCUUGCUCCCUUUUUCUUCCUUUACAAAGUCAGAUUGUCAAGAGCGCAAAAAGUCCGGAUAUUAUCUGUCUUCUCCACAUCAGCGAUCACCACAAUUGUCAGUCUCACCCAUGCAUAUUUCAUCUUCUCUGGUGGAGGGACAAAGGAGGUUAUGGCUGCCAUGGUUGAGGCUUCUAUGUCUCUCAUCGUCGCGAACUUGAGCGUCGUUGUCGCGUUCAUCUUCAAUUUAAAGGCAGAAGAAGAAUCACCAUCCACUCCGGCACCCAUCGUGACUUUCGGAUCACAGCCCAGGAAACGCGUUCGCGACCCUCUCGCCACGACUUUUAUAGGUGUUGAAAGUACCCCGAUCGUACUGGAGGAUCUAUCUGAGUCUGGUACCCGUUCUCUGAAGACAAGCGACGACGACGAAAUUUCUGUAAACAGGGAGGGAAAGCAGACGAUCUAAUGAGUUGUAUUAGAGCCCGGGAGAUGCAGUCUAUGGUUGAUUCGCUCUGUACACAUUGACCUACGUUGAUGCUUCAUGAUUACGGUGCAUACGGUAUAUAAAUAUUGAAAUCUUC